Molecule: messenger RNA, 219 nt
Organism: Sparassis crispa
Lineage: Eukaryota; Fungi; Basidiomycota; Agaricomycetes; Polyporales; Sparassidaceae
Exons: 4
Coding region: 1-219 (72 amino acids)
Molecular function (GO): DNA binding
Source: RefSeq, a predicted model, not a curated record
AUGGCCCCCAAUCCUCAGUGCACCGCCCUCGCCGCCGCCAAGGACAGGAAAGGCCUGUCCUAUGAGCAGAUCGCCUCUCAACUCGGCACUUCCGAGCAGCACGUCGUCGAUAUCUGCACGGGGUCGAAGCACCCCACCACCACCGAGUUCGACGCCCUCGCCCGCGUCCUCGGUAUCACCGCUCCACCUCCCUCGGACGGCGCGCACGUCCGUGUUUGA